AUGGUCAUGACUUUGAAUAUUGCGGAGUCGAUUAAUUCAUCAAACAAACAUGCUAGAGACAUGCCAAUAAUGCGUGUGCUGGAGUUCAUGACAAACUUGAUACCACAAUGGAACUACCAUAGUCGGAAAAAAGCAAUGAAAUCAUCCACCGCGCUUAGCAAAAAGUAUGACAAACUCAUUGGGGUUAAUCUGCUUGUGGCACAGAAAAUGACGCUAAAGCCUGCUACAGACAAGUUGUACACUGUAUUUGAAGGAGUAAAGAGAAACAUUGUAUGCCUUGAAGAUGGAAUAUGUAGUUGUGGGCGAUUCCAAAUGGAUGAAGUUCCAUGUCCACAUGCUUUGGCGGUUAUAAAGCUCAACAAAUUGACACCAGCCGAUUAUUGCUCAUUUUACUAUAGAAGGAAUCAUAUCCUUGCAACUUAUGAAACUCCAGUAUAUCCCAUUUUGGAUGAGAGUACAUGGGUGAUCCCGAGAGAGGUGCUAGAGAAGGUGGUCCUGCCACCAAAAGGGAGAAGAAAUGCAACAAGGCCAAGAAAGAAAAGACUCCAAUCGUCUUCAGAGAAAGCGAAAAAGAAGAGGAAAUUUUCAUGUUCGGUGUGUGGCCAAGAUGGUCACAGUAGGAAAACAUGUGGAAAUCCACCAAAAGAUUGA
Molecule: messenger RNA, 651 nt
Organism: Lycium ferocissimum
Lineage: Eukaryota; Viridiplantae; Streptophyta; Magnoliopsida; Solanales; Solanaceae
Exons: 2
Coding region: 1-651 (216 amino acids)
Molecular function (GO): zinc ion binding
Source: RefSeq, a predicted model, not a curated record